AUGAAGCAGAAUCCAAAGCGCAUUGGACGUGUCGACAUCAGCGACUUAAAUGAGGAUCCCAUCGUGGUAUGGCAGCACCAAAAUUAUCUUGCUGUCGUGAUCUUCAUGGCACUGCUACUGCCUACUCUACUCAGUGGGCUGUCAUGGGGCGACUGGGCAGGUGGUUUUAUUUAUGCUGGCAUCCUGCGAAUGGCCUUUGUCCAUCAGGCUACGUUUUGUGUCAACUCGCUGGCCCAUUGGCUGGGUGAUCAGCCGUUUGAUGCAAGCAAAUCCUCUCGGGAUCACUUUCUAACGGCCCUUCUUGCUCUGGGAGAGGGCUACCACAACUUUCACCAUGAAUUUCCUUCCGAUUACCGUAAUGCGACGAAAUGGUACCAGUAUGAUCCGACAAAAUGGGCAAUCCGCAUCUGGGAAUACUUUGGCCUAGCCUACGACGUCAAACAAUUCCAUCCCGAUGAGGUGCAGAAGCGGCGUAUCCAACAAGCGCAUGCUAUGUUGGCGAGGCAAGCGGCCAAGCUGGACUGGGGGGUACCGCCUAGCCGACUGCCAGUUCUUGAAUGGGAGGCAUACGUAGAGCAAGCAGAGAAGAGUGGACGGUGUCUUAUCGCCAUUGCGGGAAUCGUCCACGACGUGACCGAUUUUAGCAAAAGCCAUCCAGGGGGCUCGUUAAUGCUUAAAUCUGUUAUCGGAAAAGACGCAACAGCUGCAUUUCAUGGCGGAGUCUACUCCCAUUCUAGGGUAGCUCAUAACUUGCUUGCGACAAUGAGAGUGGCCUCUGUACGAGGUGGGUGUGAGGUUGAAAUCUGGAAGACGCAUCAACACAGCGAUGCGGAAGAAACAUCUCCUAUGUGCCGGCGAUAA
Aspergillus bombycis is the source of this 861-nucleotide messenger RNA. RefSeq names its product delta-9 fatty acid desaturase. Gene Ontology annotation, biological process: unsaturated fatty acid biosynthetic process. Gene Ontology annotation, cellular component: endoplasmic reticulum membrane. Lineage: Eukaryota; Fungi; Ascomycota; Eurotiomycetes; Eurotiales; Aspergillaceae. The coding region runs from base 1 to 861 and encodes 286 amino acids. The record is from RefSeq and is a predicted model, not a curated record. Gene Ontology annotation, molecular function: iron ion binding; stearoyl-CoA 9-desaturase activity. The transcript has a single exon.